AUGAAAUUAGUCAUAGGUGGUAUGGGAAUCGGAAUACUAAUUACAAUUGCUAUUCUUGCUCUUGCAAUAGCUACGUUAGUCAAGGUUAACAACGGAUCAAAUAAUAGAUCAACGUCUACAUCGAAUUCACUUGAUUCAGUUUUAGCCGAAUCAAUUCGCAUUGAUGAUGUAAUGAACCAUCUCAAAGAAUUACAACGCAUAGCUACUGCUAACAAUGGAAAUCGAGCUGUUACCACAAUUGGUUUUAAUCAAACACUUGAUUAUAUUAUAAAAACACUGAACGUCAAUACUAACUAUAAGGUAUCCACACAAUUCUUUCCUAUACGGCAGUUUGCUCUUGAUGGCAUCCCAACUUUAAUUUCAUCAAUUAAUGGUGUCACCAAAAGUUACAAAUAUUCAACUAAUCUAACUGCUGCCGACUUCUAUCAUGUUCAAUUUUCGAUAGGGGCGAAUUUUCCUGAUUUUAUUCCUCUUACUGCUAUUCCCAAUGUUGGUUGCUUAGAUAAUGACUGGCAAAGUGUUAAUCCAUCACCAGCUGGAAGAGUAGCAUUAGUCAAAAGAGGAAUUUGUGCAUUUGAAGACAAGGGUAUUUUGGCUGCUAAAUAUAAUGUGUCUGCUAUUUUGAUCUACAAUGAUGGUGCAACACCUGAUCGUGUGUCACCUAUUUCUAUUGGUCUUGGUCAACAAAACAAAUUACCUGCUCUAUUUCUCUCAUCUAGUGUUGGUCAAGAACUUGCUAAUGCUGCUCAAGAUCCAUCAAACAAUGCAGGUGUUCAACUUGUUAUUCAAGUAGAAGACUUACCAUUAUCACCUAUAGGAAAUAUCUGUGCUGAUACACCAACAGGUGAUGUUACUCAAACAAUUAUUAUUGGUAGUCAUAGUGAUGGUGUACCUGCUGGUCCAGGCAUUAACGAUAACGGUAGUGGUAGUGCAGCUAAUCUUGGUUUAGCUAUUAGCCUUGCUCGUCUUUUUCAAACAUCUACUUACGAAAAAUAUAAAUAUCGAGUUCGAUUUUGUUGGUGGGGUGCUGAAGAAAUUGGUCUACUUGGUGCCGAUCAUCAUGUUAAGGAAGCCAAAAUUAAUACUACUGCUGGUGAACGUCUCAAUGAUUACUUGAUCAAUCUUAAUUAUGAUAUGCUUGGUUCACCGAAUUAUAUCUUUGGUAUUUAUGAUGGACGAUCAGCAAACAAUGACACACCAACUCAUGCUCUGCCAGGUAGUAACAAAAUUACAGCUUUAUAUCAACAAUGGUUUACUCAACAGAAGUUACCAUGGACUUAUACGGAUUUUAGUGGUCGAAGUGAUUAUGGUCCAUUUUUAGCUGAAGGAAUAGUCGCUGGUGGUUUAUUUUCCGGAGGAGACGAUAUAAAAUCAGCAGAACAACGUAAUUACUAUGAUGAAAUGCUUGGUCAAGGUAUGGGUGGUAUUGCCGGUGCUAUUCAUGAUCCCUGUUAUCAUCAAGCUUGUGAUUCAAUCCAAAAUAUCAAUGUAUUUGCAUUUGAAAAAAUGGUACAAGCAGCUGCUUAUGUUUUAGAAUAUUUAGCUCGACAAGAUGAUUUAAAAGGAUGGCUUUAUCCUGAUGGUAGACCAUCGGGUUUAAAAAACCAAUUAUUACAACGAAAGUAUAACUCUAUAAAUGAAUAUUUUCGUAUGCCUUAUUUAUGA
Rotaria sp. Silwood1 is the source of this 1665-nucleotide messenger RNA. The record is from the annotation of a GenBank genome assembly. NCBI's taxonomy places the organism in Eukaryota, Metazoa, Rotifera, Eurotatoria, Philodinida, Philodinidae.